AUCCAGUAAUCCACACACCACUGUUGACCAAAAGACCCACCACAGUUCCUAGCCAUAUUUCCUUCCCAUCAUCUCUCCAUCUUCCUUCUUAACUUCCCCUUUCACUCUCUCACUUUCUCUCUCUUCUUUCUCUCUCUUUCAUUCUGUCUCCUCUCUUUCACUCACUUCUACUCGUAUUAAAACUAACAUCACCCACCUAUUUCUUAAACCAUCUCCAUUUCUUCGAGCCCUAAAGGGUCUUUCUCUCUUCCCUCUCACUCCCAGAUCUGAUUUUUGAAAUCUUUCAUUUGGUUGGUUGGUGCGGUAGAUUGCUGGAUCUGGUCUGGAAAAAGAGCUUUAAAAACUGGGUAAAUUUGUCGAUUUUGGCUGAGUUAUACCAGCAAUUUGUUCUUGUUGUGAUUUUGGUGGAGAUCUGAGGUUUUAUUGUUCUGGGGUUUGUGUUAGUGGUCUUGAAAGUGUGACUUUGAUUAGUUGAUGCUAUAGAAAUUGGUUAUAUUUUGGUUAGAUCUGAAAUUAGUUUGUUAAAGAAGAAAAAAGUGGUUUUAUUUGAAAGAGAUUAUAGUCAGUUUUUGAUAAAGUUAGCUUCAGAAAGAGGAGGUUAAUUGUCACUGAUUUGGUGAAAUUUGUGUGUAUUUUGUCUGCUGUUUGAAAUGGAAACCCUUGUAGUUGUAGCACAGCACAGGAAUCAAUACUACAGUGGUAGGGGAAAGGGUGGGUGUGGCUCAUCACCAUCUGGAGGGUUUAGGGAUAUCAAUUGUAGGGCAUUUGAAUCUGGGAUGGGCUUACUUCCCAGCCCUUUUAAGGGUUACGGCUCUCCGGUGAUGAACCGGGGUUUUGUGUCCCCUAAAGUUCAAACCCCAUGUGCUAAGAGUGGUGGGAAACCGAUGAGUGAGGAUGGUAAGACCUCGAAAAGAUCGGUGAGGAGUAGCCCAAUCCCUAUAAAGUUGAAGGGGGAUGGUAAGAAGGGGACACCAAGGGAAAGUCUGUCCUUUUCGGAGCUAUGGGCAGGACCUGCAUAUUCGAACUCACCUCCUCCGAGUUCUCUGCCCAUGCCCAAGUUCUCUAUGAAACCUAAGAGGACUGUGUCACUUGAGUUGCCUGCCUUGGAGUCUGAUCUGAACUUGCCACCAAUGCCUAAGUCAGCCCCAGCUUCCCCGAGUAGAGAAUCUGCUCGCUCGCCCUUCAGUUUCCUCCGUGAUGAUGACUCUGCUACUAAGACUCUUCGUCGGAUCCUCAAUCUUGAUAUUGCUGAUGAUUGAGUGGAGGCUGGGAUGUUAAGUACUAGUAGUAUCGUAGAUGUGUAUAUACAGGGAAAUAAAUUGCCUUUCAGUUAGGCUAGUUUGAUGUUUAGUAGCUAUGGUAGACAAGGCACAAGAUCACAGUUGCAGCUGGUAGUCAACAGGCUCUGGGGUUCCUUACUGUUUUGUGGUGGUUCAUGUAGUUUUGGUGUUUGUUUGUAGAAAGAAGUAUGUUGUGGAGGGAGUGUCACAUUGGUGGAUGAUUAAAUCUCUCUGAAACUUUCAGAGGCAGAAGAAGAACAAAAGACGUGACAAUUUAUUUCAUGUCAAUAUGACGUGGGUGAAUUAGUAACCCUUGUGUCCAUUGGACUUGUGAAGGGCAAUAUUUUCAGCUUGGUUAUCUUGAUCGUGCCAAGUAUAGAUUAGUUCCCUCAUCUAAUGUACCUCAAGUUUCUCUGAUCAUUACUCUUAGCUGUAGUUUUGAAACCUAACAUUUCUGUGUAUACUGUAGAGAAUUAGACUCCUGAACAUACUGACUCUUUGAUCUCGACUUUCUUCUUAUAUAUAUUUUUUUUUUAUAUCCUUAUUCAAUCAAAGAUUGUCUCUUCUUCUUCAUCUUUUACUUCUAGGCUUAUUAGUUAUCUUAACUCUUUAGCCUCUUACCUUUACUUCUCAUUCCAAUAUUUUCUUUGCUAUUCUAAAAAUAGUUUCUUCACUAUCUUGCUCCUUUUCUUUUCUGCUUCUAGUUAGCUUCUGACUCUAGUUAACAGUAGUGUCAGAUCAUCCGUGCUGGCCUUCUUUACUGGUUUUUUGAGAGGUAAAGAUGGCACAGCACUAAGAAAUAGCUUGUAGUUGUGUUCUGUCUUCUGCAGAGCUUCUUUAUGUUGCCUCUGUUGCAAUUCCUUCCUCAAUAUCUAGCUUUUCAGUCUUUCUUAACAGGAGAUGUUUCCUUUCUUUCUUCAUCUGGCUUGUGGCAAUCUGAAGCUUUGUUAAAGUUGAAUGGAUCAGUCGGUGAAGGAUUUGGAGUUCUGCUUUUGACUGGUGCAUCUGCUCUGUUAGUAUGCUUCUAUGUAGAUCACUUUGUGGAACCGUCUGUUGUGCUCUUGCUGUUUUGGCAGUUCGUCUUGUGUACUAGUGUAUCUUUGUUGAACUAGUAGAUCUAGUUUGUGGUUUGGACUAUUUAUGUUUCAUUUUCAGUUGAGCAUCUGCGUAGACCUUUUCCCUCAUCGUUGCGGGUUAAGCAUCGUUGUAGACUCUUGGUUUUUAUUUAGCAAUUCAGAUGUUUUUUUUAUUUCCAUUUGGCUUGAGUUUGUUGAUUCUGAUAAAUAUACCCUGUUAUACAAUGCUCUCUCUUAAACAUGAA
Molecule: messenger RNA, 2601 nt
Organism: Chenopodium quinoa (quinoa)
Lineage: Eukaryota; Viridiplantae; Streptophyta; Magnoliopsida; Caryophyllales; Amaranthaceae
Exons: 3
Coding region: 651-1259 (202 amino acids)
Source: RefSeq, a predicted model, not a curated record